GUCUACAAAGACAGCAACUUUAGAGUGAGAAAAAAAAAGUGAUUUGAGAGAGAGAAACAUCUAAUGGAGUAUGAAAGAAUAGACAAAGUUCAGAGUGGUAUUUCACCAAGUAAACUGAGGAUGAAGCUGAUGGGGCCUCAUCAUCUGAGAAAGAAAGAUGGAUCAAAUGGCAAUUCUUCGAGGACAUCUCCUUCUAGGAUUGAAGAUUCUGAGUUUGUCAACAGCCUCUUAGCCUCUAAAAAUGAACACUUUGAUGAACAAGUUAAAGUGUCCGAUGAGUCAAUGAUGGAUUGUAGUCUAAACGAGCAAAUCACUAGCCACUCGAAAGAAUCAUUGCCAGGGGAGAGCAUCGAAGUAGGCCGAGCGAAAUCCAUGCGUUUUUCGAAGAUCGAUAACGGUAAUUCGAGCUCAAUUCAUCCAAUUAGAACGGUUGAAGAUGAAAAUCCUGAUUCGGAUAGUAACGCCAGUUCAUCGAGCUUCGAGUUUCAUAGAGGGGAGAGAGCGGUACCGGCUUCGAUGGCAAGGUCGUACUCUAGACCGAUGUCGUCGAAGUGGAAUGACGCCGAGAAAUGGAUAUUGAACAAGCAAAACGUGCAAGAUAUGAAUGCUAAGAAGAAUGCACUUCAAAACCAAGCUAAUCGAAUUCCAAUUACCAAUAUGAGAGUUGCUCCGGAAUCUGCAAACUCUGAUCAUAGAUUUAAUGUUAAUGGGGUAACCGAUGCUAAGACACUCGAUUUCGGUCAUCCUCCAAUGCAGAUGCUAAGCCGGGAACCGAGGGAAAUGGUUCGGACAGAUAUAUUUUGUUCGAAAAGUCCGGCAGAAGAUACAACAGUUUUGCCUACCAUUCGAUCGGUUUGCAUGAGAGAUAUGGGAACUGAAAUGACCCCUGCUGCAAGUCAAGAGCCAUCAAGGACUUCCACACCUGUAGGGGCGACAACCCCACUCCGAACUCCGACAUCUUCAGUCCCGUCUACUCCGCAUAGAGUGGCACCGACAUCGACACCUUUGAAUCACACAACGGUUUCCGACUCGCAUCAUCCGUUUGAUAACAGCAAGAAAGAGUUGUCCGAACAAGACAUGAAGCUGAAAACAAGAAGAGAGAUUGUAGCCCUUGGUGUACAGCUUGGGAAGAUGAAUAUCGCCGCUUGGGCGAGCAAAGACGAGACGGGAAAAAGCAUGCCUUCGGUUGAAGCCACUAACAUAAAGGAGCUUGAACAAAUUGAAUACGAAAAGCGAGCGGUUGCAUGGGAGGAAGCCAAGAAGUCUAAGCAUACCGCAAGGUAUAAGCGCGAGGAGAUCAAAAUUCAAGCAUGGGAGAGUCGGCAGAGAGCAAAACUAGAAGCUGAAAUGCAGAGAAUCGAGGCAAAAGUAGAGCAAAUGAGGGCCAAAGCUCAAGCACAUAUGGUAAAGAAGAAUGCAAUGGCAAGUCAAAGAGCGGAGGAGAAACGAGCUGCGGCCGAGGCCAGAAAAAACCUAGAUGCCGAAAGAACUGCUGCACAGGUAGAAUAUAUUAUCCGGACUGGACGAUUGCCGUCGUCGCAUUUCACGUGUUGUGGUUGGGUGUAGUACUAUAGCAAUCCACAAAAGGCAAAACUGAUGAUACAAAUGGGCCAAGAACGGUUU
Hibiscus syriacus is the source of this 1623-nucleotide messenger RNA. RefSeq lists its product as uncharacterized. The record is from RefSeq and is a predicted model, not a curated record. NCBI's taxonomy places the organism in Eukaryota, Viridiplantae, Streptophyta, Magnoliopsida, Malvales, Malvaceae. Bases 64 to 1566 code for a protein of 500 amino acids. The transcript is spliced from 6 exons.